Messenger RNA from Microthlaspi erraticum, 1857 nucleotides. The record is from the annotation of a GenBank genome assembly. Lineage: Eukaryota; Viridiplantae; Streptophyta; Magnoliopsida; Brassicales; Brassicaceae.
AUGAAAGGCGGAGGCGGUGGAGGAGGUGGUGGUGUAGGCGGAGGCGGAAAGCGCCGGUGGAAAGUUCUGGUUAUUGGAGUUUUGGUUCUCGUUAUCCUCUCUAUGCUUGUUCCUCUUGCUUUUUUGCUCGGCCUUCACAACGGCUUUCACUCUCCUGGAUUUGUCACUGUUCAACCGGCUUCUCCUUUUGAGAGCUUAAGCAGAAUCAAUGCUACUAAACAUACCCAGAGAGAUCUAUCUGACAGAGUCGAUGAGGUUCUCCAAAAGAUCAAUCCAGUUCUUCCCAAGAAAAGCGACGUAUACGUGGGUUCCGUAGAUAUGAAUGGGGCAAGCAGCAGUGUUCCUAAGAAACGAGGAUUACCAGUGUCCCCAACUGUUGUUGCCAACCCAAGCCCUGCAAAUAAUACCAAAAUUGAAGCCUCAGAUAAAGGUGGUCAGGGGGCAACAGUAAGUGGUGAUGAAACUCAGAAAACUUGUGAAGUGAAAUAUGGGAGCUACUGCCUCUGGAGAGAGGAAAAUAAGGAACCGAUGAAAGAUGCUAAGGUGAAGCACAUGAAGGAUCUGCUAUUUGUGGCUAGGGCAUACUAUCCAACUAUUGCUAAAAUGCCUUCUCAAAGCAAGUUGACUCGGGAUAUGAAACAGAAUAUCCAAGAUUUUGAGAAAAUUCUUAGUGAAAGUUCGGCAGAUAAUGAUCUUCCGCCGCAGGUUGAUAAAAGGUUUCAGAAGAUGGAAGCUGUAAUUGCAAAGGCAAAGACUUUUCCGGUCGACUGUAACAAUGUUGACAAGAAAUUGAGACAGAUCCUGGAUUUGACCGAGGACGAAGCUAGUUUCCACAUGAAACAGAGUGUGUUCCUCUACCAGCUUGCAAUACAGACAAUGCCUAAGAGUCAUCAUUGCUUGUCAAUGAGACUAACUGUUGAAUAUUUCAAGUCAGCUGCACUUGAUAUUGAGGAUAGUGAGAAAUUUUCAGAUCCCUCAUUGCUUCACUUUGUUAUCAUCUCUGACAAUAUACUUGCAUCGUCCGUUGUGAUCAACUCAACGGUUGUACACGCAAGGGAAAGUAAAAACUUUGUUUUCCACGUACUGACAGACGAGCAGAAUUACUUUGCGAUGAAACAAUGGUUUAUCAGGAAUCCCUGCAAACAAGCAACUGUUCAAGUAUUGAACAUUGAAAAAUUCGAGAUGGACAGUUCAGAAAUGAAACUGACUUUGCCUACAGAGUUCCGUGUCUCCUUCACCGGUGGUGAUAAUUCGGAGAAUAGAACACACUACUUGUCCCUUUUCUCUCAGUCUCAUUACCUUCUUCCCAAAUUAUUCCACAAGUUGGAAAAGGUUGUGAUUCUGGAUGAUGACGUCGUAGUCCAGCGAGACUUAUCUCCCCUUUGGGAGCUUGACAUGGCAGGGAAAGUGAAUGGCGCUGUGAAGUCCUGCUCUGUUAGAUUAGGUCAGCUAAAGAGUCUCAAGGGAGGAAGCUUUAAUAGUAAUGCAUGUCUCUGGAUGUCUGGAUUGAAUGUCAUUGAUCUUGCUAAAUGGAGGGAGUUAGGUGUUUCAGAAACCUACCAUAAGUUUUAUAAAGAGAUGAGUGGUGGAGAUGAGUCGAGAGAAGCAAUUGCAUUGCAAGCAAGCUUGCUUACGUUUCAAGACCAAGUUUAUGCUCUCGACGACAAAUGGGCUCUAUCGGGACUCGGUUACGACUACUAUAUCAAUACCCAAAGCAUAAAAAACGCAGCCAUAUUGCACUAUAACGGGAACAUGAAGCCGUGGCUUGAGCUGGGAAUCCCACAGUACAAAAACUACUGGAGAAAUCAUCUGAAUCGGGAAGAUCGGUUCUUGAGUGACUGUAACGUGAAUCCUUGA